Molecule: messenger RNA, 5397 nt
Organism: Trichosurus vulpecula (common brushtail)
Lineage: Eukaryota; Metazoa; Chordata; Mammalia; Diprotodontia; Phalangeridae
Gene: SV2B
Product: synaptic vesicle glycoprotein 2B
Exons: 15
Coding region: 626-2773 (715 amino acids)
Biological process (GO): transmembrane transport; chemical synaptic transmission
Cellular component (GO): membrane
Molecular function (GO): transmembrane transporter activity
Source: RefSeq, a predicted model, not a curated record
UUAGCCAGUUCCCCCUUGUGCUGGCCUGAUGGCAGGGCAUUUUGAGAAGUGAAAUAAGACAAAACUUGGAUGUAAAGAAAAGGCUCCCAGGAAGAGGCAUUCCCAGGGAGGCAUGGCCUUCCAGCAAGAACUGAGGUCUGAAUUGGAUGAUUCCUGCAUCUUUCUCUUUCCUGGGAUCACACCCAUAACUUCUGUUUUGCCAAAACUCUUCUCAAUGAGGAAAAUGUGACUCAGAGAUGUGGAGGGUCUGCCUCAUCAUCAUCCGGCUAUAAAGUAUCAAGGGGUGUGACCUUCACCAACAGAAUGAAUCAGAGAACCAAGCAAUCUGCUAACUCCUCUUAAAUCCUUGUCAAGCAAAACAGGAGAUACAUCUCCAAUCAACAGCUCCCAACACAGUGUUCCUGUGGCUUUUGAAGGAAGCAAGACUGAAGUGUGAUACUUUUUUUUAAGACUUCUGUCUGAAACUGACCUGAAAAAGGUUCCAGGGGUUUUCUUUGUACAAAUCCAGUCUAUUCAGGAAAUGAAGUUGGUAUAAUUUUAGCAGACAUUGUCACACAAAUAUAACUGGUAUCUCUAAGUACCAGUUGAUGCCGUGUGGAGUCUGCAUUUAAACCAUACGCUUAUAAUGGAUGAUAGUUAUAGAAACAGUGCAAAUCUCUACCAUGGAGCAAGGGAUAUAGCUAGAGAGGCAAACCGGCAAUCUAGGAACCAAGGAAUGGAUGACUAUAGAUAUCAGGAUGGCAACUAUGAAGGGUAUACACCUAAUGACAGCUACUACCGUGGAGGGAACGAGUCCAACCAAGAUGAAGAUGCCCAGAGUGACGCUACUGAGGGCCAUGAUGAAGAUGAUGAAAUCUAUGAAGGGGAGUACCAGGGCAUUCCUCACCCAGAUGACAUUAAGGCAAAGCAGAAGAAGAAAUUGCCCUCCAGGUCUGAUGACUAUAGAGACCAGAAAGAUCUCAUGGCAGAACGAUUGGAAGAUGAGGAGCAGCUGGCUCAUCAGUAUGAGAAUAUCAUUGAGGAAUGUGGUCAUGGGCGUUUCCAAUGGACGCUCUUUUUUGUUUUAGGUUUGGCCCUGAUGGCUGAUGGGGUGGAAGUUUUUGUGGUGGGUUUUGUCCUUCCCAGUGCAGAGAAGGACAUGUGUCUAUCCAGUUCCAACAAAGGAAUGCUAGGGCUGAUAGUCUACCUUGGAAUGAUGGCCGGAGCCUUCAUCUGGGGUGGCCUGGCAGAUAAGCUUGGGAGGAAGAAAGUCCUUGGCAUGUCUCUUGCAAUCAAUGCCUCCUUUGCAUCCCUCUCCUCUUUUGUGCAGGGCUAUGGCUUCUUCCUCUUCUGCCGCCUUAUCUCUGGUAUAGGGAUUGGGGGGUCCCUCCCCAUUGUAUUUGCCUAUUUCUCUGAAUUCUUAUCUCGUGAGAAGAGGGGAGAACACCUCAGUUGGCUCUGCAUGUUCUGGAUGAUUGGAGGAAUUUAUGCUUCAGCAAUGGCCUGGACUAUUAUUCCACACUAUGGUUGGGGCUUCAGUAUGGGGACCAACUAUCAUUUCCACAGCUGGAGGGUGUUUGUGAUUGUCUGUGCUCUUCCAUGCAUGGCAUCAAUGAUUGCCCUGAAAUUCAUGCCGGAGAGUCCACGUUUUCUAUUGGAGAUGGGUAAACAUGAUGAAGCCUGGAUGAUUCUCAAGCAUGUACAUGAUACCAAUAUGCGGGCCAAGGGGGCACCUGAGAAAGUAUUCACAGUUUCCCACAUCAAAACCCCCAAGCAAAUGGAUGAGUUCAUCGAAAUACAAAGCUCAACAGGGACUUGGUACCAACGUUGGCUGGUCAGAUUCACCACUAUUUUUAAACAGGUCUGGGAUAAUGCCUUAUACUGUGUGAUGGGUCCGUAUAGAAUGAAUACACUGAUUCUGGCCGUGGUUUGGUUUACAAUGGCUCUGAGUUACUAUGGGCUGAUAGUUUGGUUCCCGGACAUGAUUCGCCAUUUUCAAGAUGAAGCUUAUAGGGCCAAGGAGAAGAUCUUUAAACAUGAGCAUUUGGAACAUGUCACAUUCAACUUUACACUGGAAAACCAGGUGCACGAACAUGGGAGGUUCUUCAAUGAUAAGUUCUAUAAGAUGAAAUUCAAGAAUGUAAUCUUUGAGUCUUCCUUCUUUGAUGAAUGUUAUUUUGAAGAUGUGGUGUCUCCUGGGACUUUCUUCAAAAACUGCACUAUCGAAUCGACCAUCUUCUAUAACACAGAUCUUUAUCGGCAUAAAUUCACUGGUUGCCGUUUCAUCAACAGCACCUUUAUGGAGCAGAAAGAGGGGUGCCACCUGGAUUUUGAAGAAGACAAUGACUUCCUAAUUUACCUUGUUAGCUUCCUUGGCAGUCUGUCUGUACUACCCGGCAACAUUGUAUCAGCCCUGCUCAUGGACAAAAUUGGGAGAAUCAAGAUGAUUGGUGGCUCCAUGCUGAUAUCGGCAGUCUGCUGCUUCUUCCUGUUCUUUGGCAACAGUGAGUCUGCCAUGAUUGGCUGGCAGUGCCUGUUCUGUGGGGCCAGCAUUGCUGCCUGGAAUGCUCUGGACGUGAUUACUGUGGAGCUGUAUCCCACCAACAAAAGAGCAACAGCCUUUGGUAUCCUCAACGGCAUCUGCAAAUUCGGGGCCAUCUUGGGAAAUUCCAUCUUUGCUUCCUUUGUAGGAAUAACCAAAGUGGUUCCCAUCCUUUUGGCUUCCUCUUCUCUGGUUGGAGGAGGCCUGAUUGCCCUUCGACUGCCAGAGACUCGAGAACAGGUUCUGAUGUGAACAGCUUGGGGGAAAAGCAAAGAUCCGAAGAGCCAUAUCAAAGAAAAUUGAUAUGCCCCCUCUCUUGCUGUUUAUUGCUUUCUGGUGGAUACCUCAGAUAACAGGGGAAGAAAAGCUAAUUUUGAGACCCAUAGUUUAGGACCAGUUUCAACUGUGAGCAUGCUCUGAUCUCAGGGGAUUGAUUUGGUGGUACCAACAACCACCCACAGGAACACAGAGCUUUGUGUGGUGCCUUUGGUCUCCCUAGCCUAAGGCACAGGGAGUGAGGGUACAGUGUCUCCUCUUCCAGUGAGCGCACGUACUGUGCAGGAGUGAGGGGGACCAUCUCUGCUUAUUUCCCUUAAAUAAGGCAUAGGUCAUGGUUUGCAUUUCAAUACUACUUUUCAGCCAGGCUCCUUCACAGAAUGUGUCAAGGUCAGAAAAGUUAACAAAUUUUUUUAGUUAAAGAUUAGAUCUUUUGAUUUUUGGUACAAGGAAGAAGUUUGUAGUGUGUGUGUGUGUGUGUGUGUGUGUGUGUGUGUGUGUUUUAAAAGAUUUUAAAAUGAUACCUGUUUCAGUUUUCAUUUAAAAUUUGGGCAGAAGCAUCUCAAAUGCCCCCCGAAAGAAGCAAAUAUUUAUCUGUUUGGAGCAAUAUUUAUUGAAAUUGACCAUUGCUCUCCAGCUACAUCCUAUCCAUUAGAUCAAAAUUAGGAAAUCCAAUGUAAUGAUGGGAAGCUUAUUUUUAUCUAGUUUUAUUAGAAGGCAAUUAUGUGUUGAACAUUCUGCAAACCAAAUGUAUACAUAUUGAUGACGUGUCAGAAGAGGGUAUUGGACAUUAACAUUUAGAAUAUGGGAUCUAGAGAUGCUUAGUAGCAUUUUAUCCAUAUUCUGAAAGGUAUUGUUUUUUGGGGUCCCAGUAGAGAUGGGUCAGAUGGAAUAAAAUGUAUGCAUGGUUUCUUAUAGCCAUUUUAACUGUUAUCUAGAGGAAGCACUAGCAAGCUCACAUUGUACAGUCCAUUUAACCAAGGCACUUUUUUCUGCAUAGGUGGAUUAGUUAAGUCUUAUAUGUUAUAGAGAUCAUCCAUGAAAUACAAAUAUAUGGUCCUCAUGACCUGAAUUUGACUUCUAUCACUUAUCGGGACUCAAAGUAAGAUGCGUUCAGUGGCCUUUGGCUAUCAUCUUGUUGGCAAGAACAAAAUACCAUUCACUGGGAUAAAAAAAAUGGUCAAUGUUUUACAAAGCAUAGAUUCCUUUCAUUUGUUCCAGCAGCUAUCCAAGUUAGCAUCUGUCAAAAGAGGACAUGUCCCAUGGGCAGACAAUGCCACUGUGCAAAUACUGCAUGCCUGCUCUUCUUUCAUUCAAGACCUUUCCAGUGUUGGAGGAGAGAGUGGAGUAUUUACUCAAUCAGUUUUCCAUUGCUGAGUAUUUAAAAAAAGUUGUUCUGGGAUGAUUGUAUCUAGAACUUAGAUGUGGCUAAGCAUAUCGGAUACCUUGUAUGGAAAGGGGGAGCAAUAGAUGGAAUGAUUGCCUCUUUAUUAUGCAUAGCAUUCAUUUUUUCACAUUGAUUUGCAGUGUUCUCUUUGACUGUUAAAUAAAUAUGAUCCAUCCACCACAAGAAAUACUCACUUAUGUAAAAAUAAUUCCUGCAUUUACACUGAUUAUUCAGAAGUCCCCAGUUUUGGAGAGAGUUAUUUAGGUUCAGAGAUGACUUGAGGGGUUCUCAUUCAAUACUCUCUUGAGUGCAGCUUCUCCAGCCUUCUCUCUGUUUCUCUAUUUGACUUUAGCCCUAUGGCUAUGUACACCCCAUUCUAUAUUCUUUAUUCCUUAUUAUUUUAUGUCAGAGAAAGGAGUCACAUAAUCAUUAGCUCCAUGAUCUUAAACCUUACUCCACCCCUCUCCAACCAUGCAUACGUUUUGCAAUUUCAUGUUAAUUACCCUGUUAUUCAUGGUGCACAGGGUGUACCUCAUGUGAAUGCUACCUCUUUUAUGAGAGAUCCUAUGUAUAUAUUAAUGCUUCCCAUAUCUGAAAUAUUCUGGCUAUCUUUAUAAGGAAAGAUCAUCUAAUCCCAGGAUUUCCAUGACCCCUGUCAUAUAAAUCUUCAAUAGAAGACCAGUUUAAUGGAGAGUUACCUCUUAAGGAAGUCACAGGCUGUUGGGUCCUGUAUUUCUAGUUGUGAUUGAUCUUGUGGAUCCUGAGACUGAUGAAUUGGGGAGUACUAGAAUAGAGGUUAUAACUCUAGGUUCAACUUUCUUCACUUCUCCAAAUUCUGUCCUCUCUAUUUAUAGGCUUCACUGUGCCAUUUCUAUUGCUGCUUAAACCAACUCCCAAACCAACCAAGUGCAACUUUCAUCCCAUCCAUCACCAUAUUUCCCAUAAACAGUACACCUAGUCUUCGACAGCCUUUAAAUAUGAAGAAUAACCUAGGAGUGAUGCCUAGCCACUUCCUCCAUGCUGUCAUGGCGGCUGAGAAGGAUAGCAUUCAUUAAACAUCAUCUGCAGGGCAUGCCAUUAGGGAAGAUGAUUGGUUUCAAGGAGAUCUCUUAAAUAAAACUCGAUGGAUUCUUUGUUGUUUUAGUCAGAAAAGGAAUUGUAAAGGGGAAUAGUGUGGGACUCUACUUUGGAAAUAAAACUGGUCCACAUUUCA